This is a messenger RNA of Coprinopsis cinerea okayama7#130, 1884 nucleotides long. Its product is annotated as atypical/ABC1/ABC1-B protein kinase. The record is from RefSeq and is a predicted model, not a curated record. Gene Ontology annotation, biological process: lipid homeostasis; mitochondrion organization. NCBI's taxonomy places the organism in Eukaryota, Fungi, Basidiomycota, Agaricomycetes, Agaricales, Psathyrellaceae. The transcript is spliced from 10 exons. The coding region runs from base 1 to 1884 and encodes 627 amino acids. Gene Ontology annotation, cellular component: mitochondrial inner membrane.
AUGUUCAAGAACGGUCGGCUACUUCAAUGGUUCCAUAGUACUUCCAUUCUCCGGAAAUCUGCUCUCUCGAACACUAACACGACGACUUCGCGACGUUGGGAGCAGCUUGGUCGACGUGGAUUUCGAUCCCGGCAUCACACACCUAAUUCCUCGAGUUCGACGGCGACGAGGAAAUGGCGACAACCAUACAUCUUUUAUCCCGCAUGUGCGGUAGUCCUGGGGGCAGCUGGUGUCACUGCGUACAAGACGCAUAAAGGGUUUAGGCACACUGUGCUGGCUGUCGUGCGGUGUUCGAGGAUUGCUGACGCGGCAAUACGGGGAGCGAUAGAUUAUAAAGUUAUGAUGUCCAAAAGCUACGGUUCGGACGAGGAGGUGAACCGUGCAUGGUCAGAAUGUCAUACGAGGAGUGCAAAGAGGGUUUUGAAAGCGUUGCUUGCAAACGGAGGUGUAUUCAUUAAGAUGGGGCAACAUAUGGCGACCCUCGUCGUCCUCCCUGUCGAAUGGACAAGCACGAUGCGGCCGUUACAGGACCAGUGCGAACCUACAUCCUACGAAGAGCUGGAAGGAUUGUUUAAACAAGAUAUGGGAGUGGAAGUGAACGAGCUUUUCGAGGAUUUCGAUCCCAAUCCUGUGGGAGUUGCAAGUUUGGCCCAAGUGCAUGUUGCGCGUCAUAAACCGACUGGGAGGAGAGUCGCCGUGAAGCUGCAACAUCCACACUUGGCAGAGUUUUGCGAUAUCGAUGUGGAAAUGGUCGAUGUUACCCUUGGGUGGAUCAAGUACUGGUUCCCGGAAUUCGAAUUCACCUGGCUCGGGGACGAAAUGAGGACCAACCUCCCAAAAGAGAUGGACUUCGUGCACGAAGCCGAGAACGCUGAACGCACAAAACGAGAUUUCGCACACGUCAAGACGUCGCUCUACAUUCCUGAAGUUAUCCACGCCGCGAAGCGCGUCCUGAUCAUGGAGUUCAUCGAAGGAGGGCGAGUGGACGAUUUGGAGUACCUAGCGCGUCACAAUAUCGACAGGAACAAGGUUGCAGUGGAACUUUCGAGGAUAUUCAGCGAGAUGGUGUUUCAUAAUGGAUGGUUCCAUGCUGACCCCCAUCCAGGUAAUUUGCUAAUUCGCCCAUCGCCACCUUCGUCAAAGUCCCCGUACAACUUUGAGAUCGCGUUGCUGGACCAUGGACUUUACUUUGACCUUGACGAUGAACUCAGGGUGAACUAUAGCAGAUUGUGGCUGUCUUUGAUUUCGGCAGCCUCUCCCACUGUUAUCGCCGAACGCAAGCGCCUAGCUCAACUUGUGGGCAAUGUUGGUCCCGACCUUUACCCCAUCUUUGAAGCGGCUCUCACUGGUCGCGCAGCUUUAGAAGGCUCGUUUGAAGAUGGGAAAGAUGUUUCGUUCAAGAGGGGCUCGAGCAUGAUCGAUACAACGAGUCGUGCUGAAAUUGAGGCCGUUCGACACGCUGUCGCUAACACGGACGGGCUCAUUUUGUCAGUGUUUGAUGUACUGCGAAGGGUUCCAAGGCGGAUUCUUAUGGUCCUGAAGUUGAAUGACUUGACUCGUGGAUUGGAUCGUGCUCUUGCGACCACUCAUUCCAAUGUCCGAGUCUUCCUCGUUCACGCAAAAUACUGCCUGAAGGCAUCCUGGGUUGCUGACCAACACCAGAUACUUUCCAAUGUCCGGACUUUUGGCUUCACACGGUCGCUGUGCCUUUGGAUAUCUGGCUGGUGGCAUUACCGUACCUCAUACGCCGCCUUCGCUGUGUACGAGGCACUACUGGACUUUCAAGGUUGGAAAGUCAAGAAACUGGCAUGGCUCCGGGGAUUGUGGCGUCAGGGGUUUAGAGGGGCGCAUGACGCUGCAGCUGGCCUGCGCAUAGAAGCGUGA